GCGUUGUAUUGAGUCCUUGUGUAAGUGUCGCAAUAGGGCUGUGAAUGCCUGCGCUUAUUUCUCGCGUCCCAGCGCUAACUGAGGCACACACACACACACACACACACACAGGAUCUUCACAAGCAGCAUGCAUUAAUUCCGUGUACCAUGUAAUUGUGGAUUAGUGACCUACAGUGUCGCCUUUACGGAGCUGAAGGUACCGUGCAGCAGCUUGGUGGCUCACCGCUUUAGUGAAUGUUUCCUGGCUUGAAUGCGACUCGAUUGCUGCUGGAGCAUGUCCAUUGCAGGCUUGACUGCCCAGGAGAUUUGUUUACCCCCGCAAAGCCUCUUCCUGCAUAGCAGUCAAUGCCAUAGCAUGUCCAGAGCCAAGCCCUCCUGGAAAUACGACCAUGAUCUCGACAACUUCUACUUCAGUGUUGAUGCCUCUGUAAAUUGCAAUGUCCAGUCCAGGCAGCAGGUGCCUUCGUUCUUAGCAGGAGACAAACACAGAGUCCCUUCCUGUUCCCUGCACAGUCCGGCAGCUCAACCAUUGCCUCCCAAAAAGUCCAGACCCACGCAGAUCUGCAUCUCCUCCACAUUUGUCCCACACACCCCCAGUCCCGUCGAAGAUGACCAGGUGGUCCCUGGAUUGCAACGCCUCACCGUAUCUGACCGCAUCUCCCCUCCUCAGACGCCUAGCCGGGCAGCGAAGCCUCUUCCCCCGAUCCCUUCCUCUGUGGACUUAUCUCCUGACCAGACCGUGGACAGUGAGGUUGAGUUCUUUAACGGAGACGACAGUCGUUGUUUGGUGUCCGAGUCUUGUCCAAAACCUUCCCAUUUCCGCUAUGGCGUGCCCAGUCGACGGAGUUUUAGGGACUGCGGACAGAUCAAUUAUGCCUAUUUUGAAGGGCCAGUCCCCCCUCAAAGGAAGCAGCAUCAGCAGUCAAAGAAAAAGCACGAACAUGAGUCCCAGGAAAGUCUUCUUCCGCAGCAAAGGGAACCGGAACAACAACACGAACACCAUCAGCAUCAGCACAAAUCGACGUGUCUGCGACAGCAGGAGCGCGCCCAACGCAAGCUCCGACGCUCCCAUUCAGGCCCCGCCGGCUCCUACAACAAACCCUCUGUCCUUCGCCUGUCCUGUCAUCAUCGGAACACGCAAGACCUGGACAAACCUGAAGUUCCUCCUCGGGUCCCCAUUCCUCCACGGCCUAUCAAGACCGGCGACUACCGCCGCUGGUCAGCAGAGGUCACCGCUGGGACUUGUAGCGAUGAUGACCGACCUCCUAAAAUACCCCCUAGAGAACCUCUGUCCAGCAGCAUGCCCCGUGCACCGAGCCCCAAAAGCCUUCCCACUUACAUCAAUGGCAUCAUGCCUCCCACCCAGAGCUUUGCCCCAGACCCCAAAUAUGUGAGUCGGGGUCUGCAGAGACAGAACAGUGAGGGUUCCCCGUGCAUUUUACCUAUAAUGGAAAAUGGCAGGAAGGCCAGCACGACGCACUACUUCCUGCUCCCGCAUCGGCCCACAUAUCUAGACAAGCACGAGAAGUACUUUGUGGACAGUGCUGUGAGUCGAAGGACCGAGGCCUCGGGCACCAGUCUGGACUGGUCAUGUGACAGCAAGAAGAAAUCGCACUCAGAUCUUGUAUAAGGCGAAAGUUUAUAGGACAUGGACAAUACUUCAUUGUGUGAGGACCAAGCGGACUCAUCUGCUGUUUCUAAGCAGUCGUUAUAGUUGUUAAAGAUUUACUCUAGUUUUUGAGAAUUAGGGUAAGUUCCAUACAACAUGCAGUUACUGAUGUGUUUGUUGUUGUUGUUGUUGUUCACAAAAUGGAGGCAGAACGCUGGUAAACAGUGAGAAAGUGCCGCUGCGAAGGCACUGGUCACACAAUAACAUCCCGGAAUGAUUAUCUUUUAUACAUUUUCUUAGCUCAUUGUUCAUUAUGUGAAACCCAAGUGUUUAAAAUGCAGAUUAUGCUGCAGUAGAUGGGUAUGAGCUGGUCUGGUACCUCAGUUUAUUCAGUGUUUUUCUUUUUUUUUUUUCAUUUUUAUUUUACAGACUAUGUUGCUAAUAGUCAGGUAUUGCUUCGAAGGUUGCUGCUUCUGUGGCCGGCGGCGAGCCGCGGAGCGUCGCAGGUGAAACUGUGGAGGGACGCUGAGUCAGUAGAGCAUCUGUUCAGUUUGUGUUGAAGACUAAAUAUGAAGUACGCCAAGGCCCGAGUUAUUUUGUGGCCGGGUUGAAGGAUAUUGACGCCUGACGGUCUCUUUGUGAAUAAAUAGGCAUGAAGUUGGAAAUGUAUGCUGUUUAGCCUCCUGGAUCACUAGUGCUCUUAUCUGUUGUAUGGAAACUGUGUGUGUGUGUGUAUGAGAGAGAGAGAAUGCAUACAGAUGACCCAUUUUUUAUUGUAAAUACUGCAGUGUGUGUGUGUGUGUUACAUAGGAAAGGCUUAAAUGUAGCAUUUGUGUUCAUCUUCGUGCACAAGACUUGCAAUUUUGCAAUGCUUCACAUUCAGGAAAUGCACCCACAAUAGUUUUUUUGUUUGAAAACACAUAACACAAGCAUAAAGUUGCUGAUUAAGCGCAGUUGCUGCAGGUUUAAGUUGACAGAAUAUGCAAACAAUAUUAGAUCUGAUGGUUCCUUAUAAAACCCAGGUUGCCAGUGAUAACAAAACACACCUGGCUUGUAUAAACCCUCCUUCAGUUCCUGUUUUUUUUUUUUUUAAAUCACAAAA
Hemibagrus wyckioides is the source of this 2711-nucleotide messenger RNA. It is a transcript of the gene errfi1a, whose product is annotated as ERBB receptor feedback inhibitor 1a. NCBI's taxonomy places the organism in Eukaryota, Metazoa, Chordata, Actinopteri, Siluriformes, Bagridae. Gene Ontology annotation, biological process: negative regulation of epidermal growth factor receptor signaling pathway; regulation of keratinocyte differentiation. Gene Ontology annotation, cellular component: extrinsic component of cytoplasmic side of plasma membrane. The record is from RefSeq and is a predicted model, not a curated record. The transcript has 4 exons. Bases 251 to 1630 code for a protein of 459 amino acids.